AUGGUGGGUCUACUGCGGGUUCUUGUGCUUUUGUGGUUUCUUCUUUCUACGUGUGAUGCUCAUGGAUAUUUGCUGGUACCACCCCAGAGAUCGAGCUUCUGGAGGGAAAGAACAGGCCUGCCGAUUAAUUAUGAAGAUAAUCAAUUAAAUUGUGGUGGAUAUAGUACCCAGUGGGAUUUGAACGGCGGGAAAUGCGGUGUUUGUGGCGACCCCUAUUGGGGACCAUGGGAAAAUCAACCUCCAUUCGGAAAAUAUGCUACUGGUACAAUUUCACGAUGUUACAAAAGGGGGACAACUCAUAUUGAUUUAAAAAUGAUUUUGACGUCAAAUCAUCUGGGGACCAUACAGCUUCGUCUGUGUCCCCACAAUGACGUCAGUGUGCCUGUCACCCAGGACUGUCUCAAUACGCAUCUCCUUCAGCUAGAAAACAAAAACGGUCUAUCCCUCGGCACUACAUAUCGGGUAGUUAAGUUUGAGCAGGUCAUAGAGUUGAGAGUGCGUUUACCGCUGGACAUACAGUGUUCACAAUGUGUUCUGCAGUGGACCUAUGCUGCAGGUAACAACUGGGGCUGUGACGGGCCGCUGUGUGGUAUGGGACACGGCUCUCAGGAACACUUCGUCAACUGUGCAGACAUCGCCAUCCUUAACGACUGCGCCGCCUUUUACACAACCACAACGACAGCCCCGACUGUCACAGAAAAGUUUUCACCAACGACGUGGUCGCCCAUGUCAGCGGUAUCAAUCAUCCCCAAAGACUGGGUCAACUGUAUUGCCGCCAACGAAUGGUUAGGUCAACCAAAAGUGGACAAAUGGUGUCGUAUAAACUGCCCCAUGGGCUACUGUCCAAGAACCCACUGUUUCUGUCCUGACAUUUAGAUGUAAUUUUGUUUCAAAGGAGAAUUAUAAAAAUUAAAAGAAUUUGU
This is a messenger RNA of Gigantopelta aegis, 923 nucleotides long. RefSeq lists its product as uncharacterized. The transcript has 4 exons. The coding region runs from base 1 to 876 and encodes 291 amino acids. The record is from RefSeq and is a predicted model, not a curated record. NCBI's taxonomy places the organism in Eukaryota, Metazoa, Mollusca, Gastropoda, Neomphalida, Peltospiridae.